This is a messenger RNA of Cryptomeria japonica (Japanese cedar), 420 nucleotides long. RefSeq lists its product as uncharacterized. The transcript has 2 exons. Bases 1 to 420 code for a protein of 139 amino acids. NCBI's taxonomy places the organism in Eukaryota, Viridiplantae, Streptophyta, Pinopsida, Cupressales, Cupressaceae. The record is from RefSeq and is a predicted model, not a curated record.
AUGGGUGGGGAUGCAGGUGUAGGAGGAGAUAUGGGGGGAGAUGUAGGUGUAGGAGGAGAGAUGGAGGGAGAUGCAGGUGCAGGAGGUGGUAGAGAUGGGUGGGAGAGGACAAGGAGACCUGCAAGAGGUCAUGAUAGUGCAACUGUAGACACGUCAAUUAUGAGCCAUGGGAGGAUGAUGUGGAGGCUAUGUUACACUAGCAGUAGCAGGAGCAGGGGAAGAGUGGAGGGCGGAACAGGUGCAACUAUGGGUGGGGAUGCAGGUGUAGGAGGAGAUAUGGGGGGAGAUGCAGGUGCAGGAGGUGGUAGAGAUGGGCGGGAGAGGACAAGGAGACCUGCAAGAGGUCAUGAUAGUGCAACUGUAGACACGUCUUACUAUCGCAGAGGAUUGCAUCUGGGACCUGGAGGCUCAGUUAGAUGA